CCCUCCGGGCUCACCCUGCACGCACUACAGAUAAGUUCAGAGGAAUCCUGCAGCACCGUCUCUCUCUCUCUCUCUCUCUCUCUCUCUCUCUCUCUCUCUCUCUCUCUCUCUCUCUCUCUCUCUCUCUCUCUCUCCUCGCCUUCAACUUCCACGGCUUGAGUGGCCCACUUGCACUCCUGCUGGCAGCCAAGGAAAGGAUCAUGUAAGGCAUCGCACAGAGCCCCCCAAAAGCGAAACAACAACAACAAACCCGAAUUUAGAGCGCGCGCGAGAGAGCAACUUUAGAGAUGUGGAUCUAUUUGGGUGCUUCGCCGCUCGUCAUGCCACCGGCUCGCCCCGUCCUACGCUAUCGACACUGGUACUAUUGCGUCGCCGCCGAUUUGGACUAGGAUCCCACCCGCUGGAGGAGGAGGAAGGUGGUGUCCCGAACACUUGACGCCCGUGCUGUAUGGAUGCCGCAUCCGUCCGGAUCGCCGAGAAGAGCGCCAAUUGGAAUGUCGCUCCAAGAUCUCAUGCCAUUCACUUUAAGUUGUUGGCCUCUCCUCUUCGCUCACUGCCUUCUUUCGCUUCUGUUACUCUCAUGUCAGGGAGAACUCCAGAGGUCAUGCUCACAGACCGUGGCAGAGAAAGUUAGCCAACAGUGCCAGCUGGCGUGCCACUGUCGAAGAUACCCUCCACUUCCCCCGCCACCGCCUCCCCCGCCUCCCCCGCGACUACUGGGCGCCACAGUGCCAGAACCCUUGGUGCCCUUGGCGAGACCCUGGUGGACAGACAUGGACUUUGUCGUGCUGGGAACAGUGGGCUGUGCCUCGGCGCUCUUCCUUCUCUCCGCCAUCAUCAUUUGUUACAAGGCCAUCAAAAGGAAACCGCUGCGUAAGGAAGAGAACGGGACAAGUCGCGGGGAAUACGCCAUGAGCAUCCGCACCAAGAAGGCCAUGGAAUCCAAGUUGCAGGAAACCCCUCCUCUUCUGCUUGGACUCCGGACACCAGUGAGCUGAAGAAAAGGUGGAAGGAAAUGCCAUGAAGGCAAGCGAGGAUGAAAGUCCCCCCCCCCCACCACCACCACCACCACCCACCCCACCCGAUGUGUGUCGUUGAAAAGCAUCACAGCAGGCUGAGCACUUGCUCUUAGUAAGAGCAAGUGUUGCUGACAGGCUGCCAUUCUGUCGGCCAGUCUGCCUCACAUCCAGACCUCACGCGUGCGAUCCAAGCGCAGACAAUAGAGCGGCCCCGCGGUGCCAUCACACACAAUAAAUAACGUGCAUGCACUUUUGAUGGAGAAUGCAACUUUUUUCCUUUUUUCUUUUUUUUUUAAAUAAUAUAUCCUUUGUUGCUUUUGCAUUUUUGGAGGCAGAUGCCUUGCAGGGAGGGGCAUGAGCUGACUGUCACUCCUGGCUCGGAGAUGUGCAUUCAUGACUAUGCAAUUUAAAGAAAUCCAUAUUUUGAAAAGAGCGAAAAAGAGGAGACAACAUCGACACCUUCUCAAGACUCAGUGUAUUAUACUUAUUCAUCUAUUUAUUUUCUCUAUUUAUUUUUCUACCAAAAGGGAUACUGUACAGUCUCAGCAUUUUGUUUCUUUUUUUUAAAUUUAUACACAAUUUAGUUUGGCCACUGAAUGCCGUUGACGGUGUCGUGGAGACACUGAUGCAGAAAACGGCGUCAUCUGUGUUUGACUUUUUGUGUUUCUGUCAACAUCACGGUGUGCUUCGGUGAAUGAGAGUUCUUUCUCUAUACUGCAUCGCACGUUAGUCCGCUUUUGAUUUUGGAAAGGUCAACUCAGUACUCGUUCUUCCUUACAAGGACAGUGGAGCCUCUAAGGUCCUACACAAUCCAUUCCGGAACACAAGUAGACCUCUGAACUGUUUGUAAUGCAUUUUUCAGAGGAAAUGAUUAAAAAUUCAAAUGUUCCAGUCAAAUUGUUGCCAUAUCAGUCUGCACAAGCAAUGUUUCCAGUAGCAUAUUGUGCCAAAACUGACAUCUUAAAUUUCCCCUCUGGAGAUCAAUAGAUCUCAUUUUAUGUUGAUCUUUAGAAAGCAAACUAGUUUAAUUUUGACACGUCCCUCAGCUUGUAAACAUUCUCCUUGAGUCCUGUGAUCGUUCUAUAUUACCACCCUUGUCCACAUGCUGCAAUAAGUUCCAUUUUGCACUCUAUGGUUAUCAUCACAUUUGUCUUAACCAUGCAAAAGAAUAACAGAAAAAACAAAAAAUGCAAACUCAAAUUGAUUUAAGAACAUUGGAUUUUAGAGGUUCCACUGUAGCAGACGUGUUGUGUGUGUGUGUGGAUUCGAUAGUCUUCAUCUUUCUAUGUGUGUCACCGAUAGUCUUCAUCUUUCUGUGUAUGUCACCGAGGACUCAUCCUCUAUCACCAUAGAAACCGAGGGGCUGACCUUGUGACCGAUGAGCGACAGGACGCUCGGCCAAUAGUCAGAGAUCAGGUUGCGCCCGUGUGUGUUUGCGCGUGUGUGCUGUCACAAGCAUCCUCGACAUCUCUUCUGGAAGAACACAACUGAAGUGGACUGGGGCAUGACUCAAUGCUGCUUUGCACUUUUUAGUUUUUUCAUCUUAAUUUAAUGUAUGUGUGUACAAAAUGCUAUCAAGUUUAGUUAUCGGCUAAAUCUGUUAAAAACAAAAAGCUUGCAUUUAGACAUGCGCAGGUAGGAGUCAACAAGCAGCCCUCAACCUAAACUGUGUGAGAGACGUGACGGAUGCAUGAAUGUAAAUAUCGCUAUUUAAAUAUUUGCCUUCUGGACUGUUAAUUCAUGCACAGGAACAUGUUUAUACAUACGUCAAAGGAAAACAACGUGCUACCAUUUAGACUCGUUAAUGUUGUCAUGUUGAUGGAACAAGCCAUUAAUGUAUAUAUGGCAAUCGAUAUUCCAAACACACACAAAUAGACACACACACACACUUUAUGCAUUACAACAAACAGAAAGAUCGAUGUGCAUACGUUGAUAUCCUUGCUGAGUUUUGUAAAUAAAAAUGUACAGAACAACAGA
Syngnathus acus (greater pipefish) is the source of this 2996-nucleotide messenger RNA. RefSeq names its product proline rich membrane anchor 1 (gene prima1). The transcript has 5 exons. Bases 453 to 998 code for a protein of 181 amino acids. NCBI's taxonomy places the organism in Eukaryota, Metazoa, Chordata, Actinopteri, Syngnathiformes, Syngnathidae. The record is from RefSeq and is a predicted model, not a curated record.